AUGAUGGGGAGGAACAGAAAGCGGAGCAUUGGGGGUGCGCUGUUUUCCGGAAAGCUGAGCGAUGAAUUUGCCACGAAUAUCCUGGGGAUCUGGGAUAAGACCAAGAGCCGAAAAUGGGUAUUGCUCAAAGUAGCGUUGGGCCCAGGCGCGCAUGACUUCAUCAUCUUGACGCUUAAAGGCAUGGAGAUAGGCGAGGUUGAUAGGGUUGUAUAUCUUUUUGGACUUGUAGCGGUACUGAGUCACACGAGCACGAAGAAGGACCCAGGGGUCUUGGAGAUGAGCCUUAGAUUUGAGCGACAGAAGCAGUUCUCGAGAGAGGGAGUUGAACAGAACGGCACGGGCACGAGUGUAUGA
Molecule: messenger RNA, 354 nt
Organism: Sphaeroforma arctica JP610
Lineage: Eukaryota; Ichthyosporea; Ichthyophonida
Exons: 2
Coding region: 1-354 (117 amino acids)
Source: RefSeq, a predicted model, not a curated record